Molecule: messenger RNA, 1300 nt
Organism: Capsella rubella
Lineage: Eukaryota; Viridiplantae; Streptophyta; Magnoliopsida; Brassicales; Brassicaceae
Exons: 3
Coding region: 154-1155 (333 amino acids)
Cellular component (GO): endoplasmic reticulum
Molecular function (GO): protein binding
Source: RefSeq, a predicted model, not a curated record
AGUGUGUUUUGAAUAUUUUCUGAAGAAGUGAGAAUAAACGAUCGAUCUUUUCAGCUUACCGAAUUGGAAUUUAAAAAAGCUUGAAAAAAGCAAGGUGGUCCUCGCCGCACCCUAUUUAUCUCUCUCUCUCUCUCUCUCCCUUUUCAAAAAAAUAUGUCUCCGUCGUGCUGCUCCGUCGCUCUCUUCUUCCUCUUAGUCUCCGCCAUUCCCUUGGCUUACCUCAUCUCCUUAGAGCGCGCGGUUCCUUCGACACAUGUCAUCUCUUACCACAGCUCCGGCUUCCUCCGCGAGUGCGCCAAAUGGGACGACGUAGGUCGGAGAUUCCUCGUUUCCUACAUGGACGGAGGCGGCGGAAUCGGCCAGCUUGUUCCUUGUACUAGUGAUUCCGACGACGCUCUUGGGGAACUCACUUUGGUCAAAGACGCUGACCUCGCCGGCAACUCUUCCAACGGAUUCGUCAUCGACCGCCACAGAAACCGUCUCCUCCUCGCUGUCGGCGAUUUGCUCGGGAAUCGUUUCAGCGCUUUAGUGGCCUACGAUUUGUCCACGUGGCGUCGUAUCUUCCUCACAGUCCUUAGCAGCAGCAGCAGCCACCAUAGUAUCAGUAAAGAGAUAUCAUACGCACACGAUGUAGCUGUUGAUACACAAGGCAAUGCUUAUGUCACUGAUGCAAAAGGAGGUAAAAUCUGGCUACUUGAUGUCAAUGGGAAGCUUGUGUCCAUCAUUAGAAGCCCUCUCUUCAUCCCACCUGCCUGGUUCAAUAACUUUGUCUCCCUCAACGGCAUCGUUUACCACCCUGACGCCUUCCUUCUCGUCAUCCACACUUUCUCCGGUUUCUUAUUCAAAAUCGAUGUCACCAAUGCUGAUAUUACCACUAAAGUCACUGUCGUUGACGUUUCUGGUGGCUCGUUGAGGUUUGGAGACGGCCUUGAGUUCCUUUCUCCCACCAAGAUUGUUGUUGCAGGCAGCCCGUCUUCGAAACUUGUAGAGAGUUCAGACGGGUGGCGCACGGCUUCCGUAACAGGUUGGUUCAGCAGCGGUAUGGUUCAUCGGUUAGUCUCGUCCGCUACUGUGAAGGAAGGCAGAGUUUAUCUGAACCACAUUGUUGGGUUUGGUUCUAAGAAGAGACACAUACUUGUAGAAGCUGUGUUUUAGACCCUUUUUUUUUUUUUUUAAGUAAUUCUUCUUAGAUUCUUGCUAAUGACCUCUUCUUUAUGCAUGAUUUUAUUAGAAAUCUGAUGUAAAGCUUGUGUUUAUCAAAUUUCUCUUAAUCUAUUAUAGAUAAUCAUGCAUUAUAAGA